This is a messenger RNA of Ooceraea biroi (clonal raider ant), 1847 nucleotides long. Its product is annotated as glycerophosphodiester phosphodiesterase 1. Gene Ontology annotation, biological process: ethanolamine metabolic process; N-acylethanolamine metabolic process; phospholipid metabolic process. Gene Ontology annotation, molecular function: glycerophosphodiester phosphodiesterase activity. Lineage: Eukaryota; Metazoa; Arthropoda; Insecta; Hymenoptera; Formicidae. Gene Ontology annotation, cellular component: plasma membrane. The record is from RefSeq and is a predicted model, not a curated record.
ACGUAGGCAGUAGGUGUGAUAAGUACGAAAAUGCACAAAUUCGUCGAAUUAAUCGUAAACAGCGCUUUAUUAUGGAUAUUUAUGCAAACAAUACUAAGCAUAUUGGUCACGGUUCUCUAUGAGUUUUCCAUUCCCUGGAUCGUUUGGGGCUCCUUGAUUGUCAUGAUUGUGCUGAAAUUAGUCCGAGUUUCACCUCCACCCGUUGGCACUGUGCAGGAAGUGCUUGGUGUAAAUCCGCUCCUCCUGGUCAAAGAUAACUCUGUGUCUGAAAAUCAUGGUAACGGAGAGAAGUAUUGCAUGCGAGUGGUGGCUCAUCGUGGUGGAGGAUAUGACUAUCCUGAGAACAGUUUGUUGGCAUUCCGAAAUAGCAGGGGAAAGGGCUGCAGUGCUAUAGAACUUGACUUAAGACUUACAAAAGAUAACAUUCCGAUAAUAUUUCAUGACCCAACAAUUGAACGACUUACAGGCCAAACGGGAACAAUAAGCGAGAUGACGUGGGAGGAAUUACAGGAAUUUGAUAUAGCUUAUAAUCAUCCACUUAGGAAUAAAUUUGCCAAUGGCGAGAAAAUCGCGCUGUUAGAUGAUGCUUUACAAGAAUGUCUCAAGAGCGAGCAAAGAGUGAUUAUAGAUAUAAAAGAGACGAGGACGGAUGUGGUGCAAGUUAUCCUCGAUGCGUACGAGAAGUAUCCAAAAUUAUUUCAAAGAGGCGUCGUAUCAAGCUUCAAUCCAAUCAUAAUAUACAUGAUUAGAAAAAAAGAGCCACGGAUCGUCUCGAGUCUUGCAUGGAGGCCAUACUUUUUCUCGAGAGUGUCGUACGCCGGCUUGGAAGCGCCCGGCCCGGUACGCUUUCGCAAUCCGUUUAAGCAUCUGGCAGCUUGUGUCCUGGAAACGUUGUACGAGUGGCUGUUACCGCGCUUCGUUUAUUACGUCGUUGGCAUAUCCGCCGUGCUGUUGCACAAAGACAUAAUCAAUCCAUACAUAGUAGAACAAUGGUGCGAUCGCGGUAUCCGCGUGAUGGCGUGGACAGUGAACCGCCCGACGGAGAAAACGCAUUUUUCCAAGUUCCUUAAGAUUACUUAUCUAACUGAUACGCUGCAUUUGGAAAAAGACAUGUAGCAUCUCAACCUAUAGAUAUAUGUUCAGUAGUUUAAAAAAAUUAUAUCGUAUAUAUCGUGGCAUUAUACACGUACAAAUUUGUCUAUUCCUGAUUAUAAUAUAAAUUAUGUUGCAAUCAAUCAUCUAGUCUGAUCACAAAAUCAUCAUUUGUAUUAGUUUACGUGUAGAAUGUAAGGCACUUGUCAGGAACAAAAAAUGUACUAUCUACUAUUUACUAUCUCAAAUAUGUAUAUAUAUAUAUAUAUGUGUAUAAUUUUCAUUGACUUGAAAAUAAAUUUAUUAUACUUUGACAGGAAUAUAAUAAGCUUAUACAAACGUGGAUAUGUAUUCAUGAAUCAACGAGCAGAAAACAUUCGAUGCAUUUAAAAUGCUUAAAAGAAGCUUGUAUGUAGUGUAGUGUUCGAUCUAUUCGAUGUAUCUAUCUAUGUAAUCUAUGUAAUAGCGAUCAUCUGACGAUAAGAUCUCAGUCAUCGGUAGUCCGCUGAGCCGUACGGAAGUAUUAGAGUCAAUUGAUUGAAUCUGAAUUCCGAUACUAGUGUAAUAAGUCUAUACAGAGCAUUCCGACAUCUCAUUUCCAUUUUUAUAUCAACGAAUUAGUGGGACAGAAACCCCCACCUCAGUAGCUUUGCGUAUCAUAGUAUUGUAAUAUUUUAAGUGUAAUUUUAAGCAUAAUUCUUAAGAGUUUUUAGGUACAAUUGAAGUUUGGUAAUUAUAUAAAAUUUAUCAAUUUA